Micromonas commoda is the source of this 2932-nucleotide messenger RNA. RefSeq lists its product with no specific name. The record is from RefSeq and is a predicted model, not a curated record. Gene Ontology annotation, biological process: cell motility. The coding region runs from base 1 to 2556 and encodes 851 amino acids. The transcript is spliced from 3 exons. NCBI's taxonomy places the organism in Eukaryota, Viridiplantae, Chlorophyta, Mamiellophyceae, Mamiellales, Mamiellaceae. Gene Ontology annotation, cellular component: motile cilium.
AUGGGCAUUGAGGCAAGCGCAUUGCCAGACCAUACGUAUUGGGAUGUGCUCAAGCUGGCAAACGUGCUGGAUCUCCACGAGUUGGAGAUUGACUCCGAAGAUGAUAGACCGGUCAACCAGAAGAAAAUUAGGGUGGAGCACACCACAAUCUCCGCCGGCAAAGACCUCCCUUCGGCUGUCCGCCAGGGGUUUGUGAGCAUUUCUGGUGCUGAGGCGAGGAUGUUGGAGCACGUCAGGGAUUUUCAUGCGCAGUACGUUGAGUACUACCCGGACAGGUUCCACCUGUUGCUGGACCCCCCCAACGAGUGUGGUGUGCGCAAGUUCGUGUGCACCACUGUGCGCCCGAGCAAGCUGUCCUUCACAGAGCUGUACGACCUCGAACCGUGUGCAAGAUUCAUCGCAGACUAUCUCGAGUACGAACCGCUGGAGAACCCCAUCAUGCCCCCGGAGUCUAUCCCAAGCCCUUACACAGUCCUUGGGACCUGGAAGGCUGGCGACAGCUUUGACUUCUCAAUAGCGCUGUGUUCUCUGCUCAUUGGCGUCGGAUAUGACGCGUACGUCUGCAUGGGAUACGCACCAAAGGAGAUUACAGAGAAUGAUCAGACACGGGACACGUGCCCGUUGCUUGAACGCGAGGCUGCAGCUGCUGCCGCCGCCGCAGAGGACGCGCUGAAGACUCCACAAAAGAAAAAGGCAGCUCCAAGCAAAUACAAGAUCAAGGAACCGACAGAUUUGACUUGCAAGAUCGACGAAAUGCUCUUGGCUGAGGAAGUGGCAAAAAUGACGCCGCCAGAAUCCAAGGAGUCUGAGGCCCCAGAGAAAUCUUUGACACAGCGUCCUAACUUGGCGACAGCAGAAGACAAAUAUAAUGGCAGGAGGGUGCAUGCGUGGGUGCUAGUGCGCGCGGGUAGUCGGGAAAUGGCGGAGACCGUGUUCAUCGAGCCUACCACUGCGAGAAAGUACCCGAUAGAUGCGUCGCCGUACCUAGGUCUGGAGUAUCUGUGGAAUCACAGCAACUUCUGGGUUAACAUACAGCCCGGGACCAUUCGGCAGGUGCCUGCCAUCAAAAACCUCGACACCAACCUGAAGGACACAACCAAAUGGGAGCCCGUGCGCGCCGGUGUCGAGGAGAUAGAGAUACCUGUCGUGUCCAUGACUGAUCCCGAAGACGUGAACGAGGAAGGGGAUGUGAGCAUAUCGCCCGAGAUUGAUGUGGAACCAACGCUUGAAAUGCCCGCGUCUUGGGUCCCAAAGAUGGUGAUUGCCCAAGAGGACUUUGACACAACCUGCCCAAGGGGUCACAAGACGACGAGGUACCACAGAUGCAUUCACGAGCUAUUUGCUGUGUUUGGGCCCUGCAGUCGGUGGGAUGGUCUUGUUGAGAAGCUGUGCACGUUCUCGGAUGACGCAUGCAAGAACAAGUCCGAGGAGCGGGAGACGUUCAGACGCCGAAAAGACAAGCUGUGCGAGCGCAUCGUCAGACACUCCGAUGAGACCAAAAUUGAGCGUUUCGAACAUGGCAGUGCAUACGGGAUCAAGGAGAUUCGUGAAAUCCCUGAUGUGGAGCGCAAGACGCAUUUUUAUGUGUCAUCGCGCGCCGCAGACCAGCUCGAAACCAGAUAUGAGGUGUUUGGUAAGAGACUGACCGAGACGUUCAGUGGCCGGGACGACCAUAUGGUUUACCGCAGUAUCGUGUACGAUCCGGAGGGAACUCGCCGUCCGAAAAAAGUGAAAUUUGAAGAGCCUCCGCCUGUGAUUGCGAAGAUGACCCAGAAGUUUGAGCUUCCUGUCAAUUCAGCGGUGCCCCCGCAUCAGUGCGUAAGCAAGCGGGUCUUUGAUAUCGCGAAUGAGUCAAUUCGUGUCGACUAUCACUAUGGAUCGGGCUUCAUCACGACGACGCAGAAAUGGUUCUACAAAGAUGGCACGUCCAGUAUCACUUUGGUGAAUCCCAAAGACCCCAAACCCACUGAGAUUGAAAUCCAGGAGGAGUUUCACGCGCUUUGUGUCACUGAGAAGUCGAUCGCGUCGGAGAUUCGGGACGUGGAGAGAGAAAUUAAGGAUAUCGUGAUGAAUCGCGCCAAGGAGGAGAUGGCCAUCGACCUUCUCAGCCCGUAUUUCGACAUUAGCAGGAUCAAAACCGCCGAGGAGAGUGACGACGAGGAGGAAGCAGAACAGGAUGCAGGUUUUGACUACUUGGAGCCAUACAUGCCCCCGAUUAUCCCGGGCCAUGAUUUGACGGUGUCAGAGGCGGCGGAGGCCAAGGAGGGGUGCCUAACGGCACUUAAGGAGCGUCUCAUUGAUCGCGCGAACAUCAUCAAGGGUCGUCUGGAUCGGGAGGAUGCUGCGCUGGUGAAGCGCCGUAAUGCAUUUGAACGCGACCGCGACGUGAUGACCCCCGCGGAGGAGGAGGAAUUCAACCGCGCAUGCGAAGAGAGCACGUUCAGGAUCAACAUCCUCAACCAGCGGUUAGAGCGUCACGAGGAGAUAUCAAAGCGACGAUUCCUGGAGUUGGAUGCCAAGCUCAGGGCAGAUCCAAGACUUGCCGCGCUAUUAUGAUAAUUUUCUGAAACGUCUAAGUGUUACUGUUAACCCAAACUCGCUAGAAGAGCGUCUUGAAUUUCAUGCAUUUCCACAGCGUCGACGCUUUUCCCUGCUUGAUACUUCCCGUCUCCGCGAACCACUGCUCUUCUGUCACCCGCAUGCCCGGUUGCUCCUGGCUGAGGUCGAAGUAGUGCCAGAAGAUGACGCACUCCCACACCCCCUUGAGCCCAGCGAAGUGCAACACAAAGUCGCCCGAAACAUACCACGGCAGGAGCGAGUUGAACACGCACUGGUUAACAAUCUUCGAGUGUGCCCUCACCGUGGCUGCCCCGGGAUAGGGUUUCCGUCCCUUGACGGACUUCUGCCGGGACCACGGGACUGUUUGGAACAG